CCUGCUCAGUCCCUGCUUUUUGAUCUGGGCUGUGUGUCAGGCCAAGCAGCCUUGCGCUAUGUAUCCUUGUCCUUCAGGAUGUAGACCAAAUGGAAAAAAGAAAUCACAUUGUAAAGGACAACUGAGACUGUCAGUCUUCUCUGACAAGAAUCAGUGACAGCCUGGUGCAGAGCUCUGGGAGUCCCAUUACUACCCUUCCUUCCAUUUCAUUUAGCUUUUGGUGACCUUUGUGCUGCACAGCACAAGGCAGCAGGGAUAGCAGAAGCUACUAAAGCACAUAUUUCCCUAGAAACUAUGAUCUGGCUGAUGCUGGAAAAAUUGAUGGUGUACUUCUCAUGAGUACAAAGACUAGAGGUUUGAGCAGUCUAAACGAAGUGACAUGGUCGUGAAUCCAUGUGUUGCUUUUCCACUGCUUCAGAAGGGCACAAGUAUAUUUGUGGGGCUCUGCAGAGUGAUGGCACCAAGGAGGGAUGGAGCACUUGGCACUGAUGCAGAGGGCCAGGCCACGGUGCAGAUCAGAGCUCUGCCAUUGGAAGGUCCCAGGGCUGCUCCUGGUCCCAGUGGUCAUGUAGGCAAUUCCACAAGCUAGGGAAGGCUUUGGGAUUGUUUGGAGUUUAAUUUCUUUUUUCAUUCUCUCAAUUUCUUUUUAUUUUAUCUGUUUUUUUUUCCUAACUAAAUUGCAUUUAAGUCAUAUUUAGUUGGAAUGUGGCUUAGUAAGGAAACAGUGCUGCUAAGAAGAAAAGUAAAAGAGCUAUUUGGUAAAAGGGGAAGAAACCUGGCUGCACACACACACCUAGUAUGCUUGUAUAAAGUGUAUCUCUAUCCUGGAAAAAGAUCUAAAUGGAUAGCUUGGGAGCAAGCACUUUUAGAUCGUUCUGAUCUCAGUCUGCACCCCAUAGCUUCUGCUGGCUCUAAUUUAUAGCUAUGGAAGGUUGGGGUGAAUGCUGCCUUUUGACUUUGUUCUUUUUAUUUUCAUUUUCAAUCCAAAUAUCUUCUGAUUCUAAUAAACUCUAGAAGAAAUGCCCAGACUUCUGAAGAUAUGUUUCUUAUUGAUAUUGAUGAGUCCUGCUGAGAUUACACACAGUCAGAACUCUGAAGAUUUGCCUCCGUUAUUACAAAAAGCUGUGGAGGAAGUAAUAACUGGGAAAUAUCUGAAUGCUCUCCUUGAUAUACUUCAUUUUCAGAGUUCUAAUGCCUGGACAGCAGAUAUGCUUACAAAAGUUAUGGCAUAUUUUCAUGCCCAAGACAUAUUCACUCUUAGCAGCCUGCAGAUGUCCAUACAAAGUUACUUGCAGAACCUUUUAAACCAGCCUAGGCAGCUGCUGUCCGCAUUUCAGCAGCUUGAUCGGCAGCAGUUCCAGACUGCAAUGAAGUACCUCUUCAACAGCAGAAAGGACCGUCUUGAAGUGGGAAAUGUUGUUCUUGAUUGGAAAAAGACUAGGGAGAGAAUUUUCCAAAGCCCAGGAGUGAACAGGACCUUGUUUCUUAUAACGCUGGAGAAAUGCUUUCUGGCCCUGAGGGCUAUGGACUGUGUGGAUAUCCUAAGCCAGGUUUUGCGUGUGUCAGCAGUGAACUAUCUCCAACCUGAUGUCAUUGGGAGCCUCCCAAAAGUUCUGCAGGAGGAUGCUUUCAGAAACUUAUCAACAGUAUUCAAGGACCUCUAUGACAAAACCUCAGCAAAUACACAGAAAGCUCUGUAUGGCUGGAUGAGGGAGAUUCUACAAAAAUCAUGUAACACAAGUGAGUUCAGUGAAUCAGCUUCAUGGGUCAGUGCAGAAAAUUUAUGGAUUUUGGGACGAUACAUGGUCCAUCUGCCUUUAGAAGAAAUUCUGAAAAUUAGUCUCAAUGAAAUAAGACUCUUCGUUAGCUACGACAAUGCAACGAAGCAGUUGGACACAGUGUAUGAUAUCACACCAGAGCUUGCACAAGCUUUCCUGGAAAGAAUAAACUCAUCAGGAUUUGAUAUGAGAAACACUUCAACCAUCUACAGGCUGGGUUUGUUGGUUUGCUUUUAUGAUGACAUGGAACAGAUGGAUGCCACUGUGGCCCGAGCUUUGCUUCAUCAAAUGAUUAAAUGCAAUCAAUUGAGAGGUUUCCAGGCCGAGGUUCAGAAGCUCAAAUCUCAGCUCCUGAAUAUUGCUAUGCAGAACCAGACUUUGAAUGAUAUCCUUGGAUCGCUGUCAGACGCUGUGGUUGGACUGACUUCAGGUCAGCUGGAAUCUUUGUCACCUGAGGCGGUUCAUAAUGCUAUUGCAACACUAAACCAAGUCUCUGGAUGGGCAAAAAGCCAAGUUAUGAUUUUAUCCAGUAAAUACCUCUCUUAUGAAAAGGUUUUAUUUUAUAAUGUUAGUCAAAUGGGUGCAUUGAUAACUGGUAUUAGCACCCAGUCAUUCUACAGGAUGAACGCAAAGGAGCUUUCUCAGGUCAUUCGAGGCACAACAUCCCAAUACUCAACAGACUUAUCACCUGCACAACAACAAGGGAUCCUCAGGAAGAUAGCUUCAUCUAGAGAUUUUUCUUCACCAGUCACAGAUAUACAAGGGGCUUUCUUUAGAGAAAUCUCUCUUCCUGAUUUGUGGAAAGAGACUGGAUAUAAUUCUUCAGUGAUGAAAGAAAAAGAACUAAGAAGAAGCCAGGCUUUAUAUCUGUAUGAGUUAUUGUCUAAGAAAAGCUCUCCUGUUGACCUCCUAAGCACAGGACAGCUUGUGAAAGGAGUGACUUGCCAGUUCAUUGAAAGUAUGGGUACAGACUUUUUUUUAAGCCAUUUUAAAUUUUUUGAAAAGAACCUUCAUCUGCUUUCUCCAUAUCAGGUUAAUUGUUUGGCUUGGAAAUUUUGGAAAGCCUCCAAUGCAUCCAUUCCUCCCUUCCUCUUGCUGGUGCUGCCGGUUGAGUACCUGGAAUAUGUUUCAGGCCCCCUGUGUGUCCCUUUCAUUGAAAGCCUUGGGAAGACUGAGGUGGACCUCUUGAAUCCAAGCUUUCACAAAAAAGACGCUGUCCUGCAGAAAGUUCAGGAGUGCUUGAAUGGUUCCAUUGCUGAUGAAUAUGAUGUUGACCUACUUGGAAAUCUAAUCUGCCACUUACCUCCAACCUUUCUACACGACAGAAUGUCCCUGAAGGCAAUGGCAGCAGCCCUUCAUCAAUUCAAACUCUGCCAACAGCUCAGCCAUGAGCAGAAGACUGAAAUUAAAUACAAACUCCUUGAGUUAUAUGGCUCCCCGAGGAACUGGACAGCUGAAACAACAUUAGAUAUUGGACCAUUCAUAGCUCAGUUGUCAAAAGGAGAAUUAAAUGUACUUGCUGAAAAGUUCCAAGAUAUCAUUUUGCAAAUAGCAAAGACAGUAAGGCCAAUUUCUUCAGCCAAAGAGCUUCUAUCAACUGUAUUUGAAUCUGUCUCCAAUGCCACUGCAAACACUGAACCACCUCUCAUCAGACCAGAUUGCCUGGGAACCAGAGCCCCUUCUUCAGAUGAAAUUAUUAAAUUAGCAGAAGCAAAUGUCUAUUGGUCAGUUCAGGAACUGAAAUGCAUGGAUGCAAGGACAUUUGACAAAAAUGUGGAGCGUCUUGGGACUGUCUCUGGUUUCAACAGCUCACAGCUUAUGGUGUUGAAGGAAAAAGCCAAGCAGGUUUGGGGUUCGCUGUCAGGCUGGAAGAGUUACCAUAUUAUUUCUCUGGGGCGCAUUGCUCUGGCACUCACUGAAGAUGAAAUUGAAGAGCUGGAUUUACAUCUGAUCGACACCAUUUCUGUCCUGAGUCAGCAAACAGAAUGGACUCCUACCCAAGCAAGAUCUAUUUUGCACAGUUUUCUAGAAGACUCUGGCCAGACAAUGAAUACAUUAAAAAGCUUUGAUUUAGUUGGAUUAGGAGCUAUUCUCUGUGCUCUGAACUCCACAGAAAUCAUGUCCAUAAGGAGUGUUGAAUUCAGUGCUGCUGUUGCAAGAAUUGGCCUGUUGCUGUGUAGCACUCCUGUUCUGAGGCAGUUUAAGAAAAUGGCAGAGUUUGUAUUUGGAACUGCAACCAGCUGGAAUGGCUCUGUGUUACAGGAGAUUGGUACUAUAGCAGGUGGUUUGAAUGAGGAUGAAUUAAAAGCUUUCAAUAAAAACCUGAUGCCAUAUUUCCAGCCAAUAGCAAUAAGCCACAUACCUGGUGAAAUUUUCCAAGCAUUGUCCCCAGAACAAAUAGCAAACCUGGGCCCUGAAAAUGCUGCCAUGGUUACAGGAUCUCAGCGUAAGCAUCUGACUGUAUCACAGCUCCAGAGCCUUCAGCUGGCACUGGAUGGAGCCAGGAUAAGCACCCCAGAGGCACCCACCACAGCCUGUGCACCCCCAGUGGGGCAGACCCCAGCUCCAGGUGGUGCUCCCUGUUUGAGUGGCUUCAGCGUCUGGUUAUGUGCCGUGUUCAUGCUGUGUGUGCUUUCCUGAAUCUAUCAUUGUUGAGCUUGUGUGUCCUGGAGCUUACAAAGGAGAUGCUAAAAAGCUGCAGCUCAGCACAAAUAGUAAACAACCUGGUUAAUUUCUUAAAAGCAACACCUUCACCUGGCAUUGUGAAGUGGCCCCUUUUCCUUGCUUUACCAUUAAUGAGUAACACAGGAGUUCCCUCCAAGUGCUUCAGAAAACAUUUCAAAACUGGAAAAGCCUUAUGUGUGUCACGAGGAAAAAAAAAUAUCCAGUCCUUUUUAUGUUGACUAAUUUGUUCACACUAUUUUAUCCAUCUGUUCGGUUUUCUUUUUAUACUUUGAAUCAUUCCUCAGGACAGAGGCUGUCUUUCUGUGUGACAUAGUAGAAACCAUGCUGAAAGGUACUGCUGUUGCAAUAAAAUAAUUUCAUCUCUGGGAUGCUGGUUUAAAUCCUGCUCAGCUAAGAAGUGGUCCUAUGUGAAA
Molecule: messenger RNA, 4876 nt
Organism: Oxyura jamaicensis (ruddy duck)
Lineage: Eukaryota; Metazoa; Chordata; Aves; Anseriformes; Anatidae
Gene: OTOA
Product: otoancorin
Exons: 29
Coding region: 1020-4418 (1132 amino acids)
Biological process (GO): cell-matrix adhesion
Cellular component (GO): cell surface
Source: RefSeq, a predicted model, not a curated record